AUGACCGGAAACGUCAAGCUGCUCAGCCUCUCCACACCUACCCCAAGUUUAGGAAAUAAGUCCAACUCCAGGGCAUCAGGGCUACAUCGCCGCCUCCACUGGCCCCAUCUCAGCGCUGCGGUACAUGCUGUAAGGGGUCGUCUUGUUUCUCAGGUCAUCACCACCGCAAUGGAGCAAGGACAGGGAGGUCGGGGACCAGGUCUUGAGGAUCGCCUGAGGAAUAUGAUCCUCACCAACUCCAACGACCCAGAACCCCAAGUCGAAAACGCCCCCAGCGGUUCAUCCCCUCCACAACCCCGGAAGCGUCUCAACCAGGCCCAGCGCCGUCAGAUGUCCGCUCAGUUAAACAUCGCCAUUGACCCUCGUGCUCAACCAUCUGAGCCUGCCGGACCACAACAAGCCUCGAGAGGGUUUGCGCCUCAACCAGGACCUCCGGCCGGACAUCAACCUGGACAGCGAUUUGGACACCAAGUUGAACAUCAGGCUGGCCGUCAACCUGGUCCGUAUGGUAAUGGAGGCCGUUAUAGGAAUCAAAGACCUCAGUCAGGACCACAACCAGCAGGUUAUCAUCACCAGCAGGCUGGCCCUAGAGCCCACCAGCCGAACCCGCCUCAUACGGGUAACCAAGUUCCAGUGCAGCCUCAGGGACACCCACAACCCAGGCAUCACCCUUCCCGCUCUUACCAUGGCCCAGGGCCCCAGCACUUGGACCGUACUACCAACUGGCGACAGCCUCUCCAUUCCGGUCCCAACCCCGGCACGGCACACCACACCCCCCAAGGAUCCUUCGAUGGUCCAGCGCCCAGAAAUCCCAGAGGGGGGGCGCUUUGGAACCCCGGCAGGCAACCCCAGGUCCGACCGGAACAGCUCAAGGCACAAACCGACUUGCUUGAGGGUCUAUGCGCGACCAUCAUCGCGAAUGCCCAGAUCGAAUACGACGACAUCGUUAAGAACGAGACCUUCCGCCAAAAGAUCGAGGCACUUGCCCAGGCCGUCAUCACCCAGUACGAGCAGAGCCAGAACGGCUUCUACGACUUCCCUCCCCAGAGCGUCCAGCUCCGGUGCUUUGGCAGUCUUGCUUCUGGCUUUGCUACCAAGGCUGCUGAUAUGGACUUGGGUCUCUUGUCGCCUCUCUCACGCCUGCAGCCAGAUGCGCCAGGCUCUCCGAUCCCUCGGCUGAUUGAGAAGGCGUUUCUCGAAGUUGGGCUUGCCGCUCGCCUGCUGUCAAAGACCAGAGUGCCCAUCAUCAAAGUCUGCGAGAAGCCGCCAAAGAGCUUGUAUGAUGAUCUGGUGGAGGAGCACCUUAAGGGGGAGAAGGGAAUGUCAGAUAAGGGAGAAGAAGAAGAAGAGAACGACGAGCCGGAACAGGAUGUGGCCGAAGAUGCCGAGCAUCAAGCUGAUGAGCCGGCAGGCGGUCAUGCAUCUGCAGCGGAUAAGAAGCAGCAGAAAGAUCAUGCACAAGAUCAACCCGAGAAACAGCGUCAUGACGAAGAGGGCGAAGCAUACGACCACAGGACCGACAAGAAAGGACUGAAGUUCUACCAAUCCUCGAACCAAACCCUCAAUUCGUAUUACGGAACCGCAAAAGGUUACCUGAGAAGUGUGGGCGGACGCGAUCUAACCAACUCGACGAUCAACAACUUUUCCCCAGCCGAUAUCCAAAAGCUAAACCAAGUCUGCCUCGCGUUCGUCGAGGGGCUUGAGGAUCACCAGCUGCGCGACCGCCUGUUAAGAUACCAGUCCUUGAACCUCUACGACCUCGAAUAUCGAGACGACCGGCCCCGCACCCUCCAGGGCGUGUACACGCAAGUCGAGGGCGAGCAAAUGGUCAUGAUGUGGGAGUCUCGCCAAAUCACCGAAAAGGGCUCGGAUAAGGAAGUGCGAGGCCAGAUGUGCGUGAACAGGUGGAAGACCCUACAGGACCAUCCCGACUGCGGCGCCGAUCCUUUGGGAUAUGACAGGGACUUGAAGCGGGCAGUUGAUCAACUGCGAAUGCUCCCUUCCAUCCAGCUCAUGCUGUUGUCGCAGCAGCAGUACGAAUCAACUGUGCAGUACUGCGCCAGGACGGAGCAGUUGCUGGUUGACUUGGUUGGAGAUGACACGUCUGAUGGUGCGAAUGACGCGAUUACUCUCAUAACCCAACGCUACAUCGAUGGUAUCAAGAACGAGGCCAUACGGGAGGCAGUCAAGGAAUUCGCGGAAAGUUUCGGAUAUUCCGAUUUCCAAGCGAUCGGAAAGAGACAUAUCAGUUAUCAGCUCGCUCAUGACCUGGAGAUGUGUCUCGGGAGAAAACUCUAUCCCAAGGACACAGAAGACAAAGUCAACUCCUACAUCGCCUUCCUUCGGGGACCUAUAGUGAGGUCCCUGGUUGAGCCCUUCGAGUGCGACUUCGAGACUCCUCUGUCCCCAGACCUGAUCGAAACCAUCUCCCAGAUCCGCUCAAUCGGCGACCCAUCAACCAUGGGCCCUAACCAACCCCGCGAUCCCUACCGCGACCGCUUCGAGUUUCCCAAGUCCGGCGUGGGAAUUCAAUGCGACAUCAACUUCUCUGCUCACCUCGCCAUGCACAACACCCACCUUCUUCGCUGUUACUCAUCCUGCGACCCGCGCGUCCGGCCCAUGGUUCUCUUCGUCAAGCAUUGGGCUAAAGUCCGCGGCAUCAACUCCCCUUACCGCGGCACCCUCAGCAGCUACGGCUACGUUCUAAUGGUACUACACUACCUGAUCAACGUCGUUAAGCCCUUCGUCUGUCCGAACCUGCAACAGCUCGCCCCGCCGCUCCCGCCCGAUCUCACGCCCGAGCAGCUCGAAGACGCUGCCUUUUGCAAGGGAAAGAAUGUGCAUUUCUGGCGCGAUGACCAGGAGAUUCAACGUCUGGCGGCCAUGGGCAUGAUCAACCAGAACCGGGACUCCAUCGGCCAUCUCCUUCGCGGGUUCUUCGAGUACUACGCCCAGAACGGUUCAUUGUCUACGUUGCCUGGCAGAGGCUUCGACUGGGGAAGGGAUGUCAUCAGCCUUCGCAUGCAGGGAGGGAUCCUUAGUAAACAAGAAAAGGGGUGGACGGGUGCUAAGACGGUGUUGGAGUCGACGCCUGGUGUGCCGUCUACUGCUGCUCCGUCGGCGCAGCAGCUACAACAGCCUCAACAACGGGCUGUUCCGCUUGCUGGCGCUCCUGGUAUGGCGCCUCCUCCUGGUCUUGCCCCUCCACCAGGAUUCCCAGCCCAGCCUCAAAUGGCAGGACCAGCACCUCCCCCGGCCCCUCCCGCUCCUACGACCGAACAACCCGCCCCGGACUCUUCUACCGAGCAACAUCAACAACCCAAACCAGAAGUAGAACUCAAAGAAGUCCGCUACCGCUACCUCUUCGCCAUCGAAGACCCCUUCGAGCUCGACCACAACGUCGCCCGCACUGUCACGCACAGUGGCAUCGUCGCUAUUCGGGACGAGUUCAGGAGGGCUUGGAGGAUCAUUAGAAAUGCUGGGAGACUGCAGGUACAGGGACAUCAAGGAUACCAGGGACAGGGACAGCAGAUUAGAGGUGGCGAGAUGCCAGUGUCUGAAGAAGAGAAUCUACUGGAGGAUGUGCUGGAGGCUGGGAAAAAGAAGCAGAGGGAGGAGUUUGAUGAGUUGUUGGAUGGGUUGCAUGGGAGGGUUUGGAGGGGGGAGGGUGUUGUCGGGGGUGGUAGUGGUGAUGCUUGAAGGUGUUUGCAAAACUAUUGAGUGUGCAUUCUGUUAUUCUACGCUUUAAAUAAGUGGUUCUUGUGGAUAGCUCAAAACUUGCUUGUCACGGCAGUGUCUGGAUAUUGUUUGAGUAUCAUCAUGUUUGAUAGAAAAGCGGUAUGCUGCAGAAAGACAUUGUGUGUUGUUGUAUGAUAGACGUGGAGUUCUGGAAGGGAAGAGAAAAGAAAGGGAAGAGAAAAGUACAUCAGACCUGCCUCCUUGGGCGUUUUUUUCUCAGGGUCCAUCCAGUGUUUGGGUCUCUUUGAGUGAUCGCUGUCUUGUCCGGAAAACCGGGAUAUGAUAAGGAAGGCAC
This is a messenger RNA of Neurospora tetraspora, 4033 nucleotides long. RefSeq lists its product as uncharacterized. Gene Ontology annotation, molecular function: RNA uridylyltransferase activity. NCBI's taxonomy places the organism in Eukaryota, Fungi, Ascomycota, Sordariomycetes, Sordariales, Sordariaceae. Gene Ontology annotation, biological process: RNA 3'-end processing. The record is from RefSeq and is a predicted model, not a curated record. The coding region runs from base 1 to 3699 and encodes 1232 amino acids. The transcript is spliced from 3 exons.